Messenger RNA from Gambusia affinis (western mosquitofish), 5130 nucleotides. RefSeq names its product dystrobrevin, alpha (gene dtna). The record is from RefSeq and is a predicted model, not a curated record. Gene Ontology annotation, cellular component: synapse; plasma membrane. The transcript is spliced from 24 exons. The coding region runs from base 289 to 2448 and encodes 719 amino acids. Gene Ontology annotation, molecular function: zinc ion binding. Lineage: Eukaryota; Metazoa; Chordata; Actinopteri; Cyprinodontiformes; Poeciliidae. Gene Ontology annotation, biological process: synaptic signaling.
UAAACCCACCUGUGUUCCUUGUUGUGUCUUGUCCAGCGUCAAGUCUGUCGUCUAGUUUGCAGUCUAUGUGAUUAUUACCAGUUGCUACCAGUUUUUGAGCUAAUAGCCUUCUGCUCACUUUGUGCUGCCUGGGUUUUGGACUUUGGAACUGUAUUUUCACCAUUAAAUCACCAUUAAUUCUCUACAACCAGGAUCCGGCGCGUCUACCUCACCACUUUCAUAACUGCACUUCAUGACACAAUGUUCACUUACUGCCUAAUAUAUCCCACCCAUAGACAGGUGCCAUGAAUGAUUGAAGAUUGCAGGCGGAGGGGUGACAACAUGGCAGACAGAAGGCAGCUGUAUGUCGAGAUGAGGGCACAGGAUUUGGAUUCAAUACGAUUAUCAACAUACAGAACAGCCUGCAAACUCCGAUUUGUGCAGAAGAAAUGCAACCUGCAUUUGGUUGAUAUUUGGAACGUCAUUGAGGCUUUCCGAGAAAAUGGUCUGAACACCAUGGAACUCAAUUCUGAGCUGGCUGUGGCUCGUCUGGAAGUGGUACUUUCCACCUUGUUCUUCCAACUUAACAAGCGAAUGCCAACCACUCACCAAAUCAAUGUAGAGCAGUCCGUCGGUCUGCUACUCAACUUUCUGCUGGCAGCAUACGACCCGGAAGGCCAUGGCAAGAUUUCUGUUUUUGUUGUGAAGAUGGCGCUUGCCUCAAUCUCCGGAGGGAAAAUUCUGGAUAAAUUAAGAUAUAUAUUUUCGCAUCUAUCGGAUUCUGCUGGAAUAAUGGUGCACUCGCAGUUUGACCAAUUUCUGCGAGAGGUUCUCAAAUUGCCCAUGGCGGUGUUUGAGGGACCUUCUUUUGGCUACACUGAGCAAGCUGCACGAGCAUGUUUCAUUCAGCAGAAAAAGGUCUCCCUCAACACAUUCCUUGAUACGCUGAUGUCAGACCCGCCCCCUCAGUGUUUGGUGUGGCUACCUCUCAUGCAUCGGCUUGCCAACGUUGAGAACGUGUUUCACCCGGUCGAGUGCUCCUACUGCCAAACUGAGAGUAUGAUGGGCUUCCGCUACCGCUGCCAGCAAUGUCAUAAUUACCAGCUCUGUCAGGACUGCUUCUGGAGGGGGCAUGCCAGCGGUUCCCAUAGCAACCAGCACCAAAUGAAGGAGUAUACGUCAUGGAAAUCCCCAGCUAAGAAGUUAACCCAUGUCCUCAGUAAGUCACUGAGCUGUGCCUCCAGCAGAGAGCCCCUGCACCCCAUGUUCCCCGAUAUGCCAGAGAAACCUCUCAACCUAGCUCAUGUUGUAGACACGUGGCCACCAAGACCAGUAAAUAUAACCAAUGACUACUCACUGUCCCACUCCAUGCCUACAUCAGGGAACCCUUACUCCACCAAAAACCAGAAUAAUGAUGCUGGCCAAAAAAAGUCUUGGUUUGGGGUUGCUCCACAGCUGUUGAAAGGGAAAGGGUUAAAGUACAACCUCGACGUUGCUGAUAGACUUGGUGACGAGCAUGUUCUCAUUGGCCUCUAUGUGAAUCUGCUUCAAAACAGCCCCAAAUCUUGUUUGCUGGAAAGCAGUAACCAUCAAGAUGAGGAGCACAGUCUCAUUGCUCGCUACGCUGCUAGACUGGCUGCUGAAGCUACGGUUCAACAGCAGAGGGUCCCCAUAGACCUCCCCUACUCUCUGGAUACCAACAAACAACAGAGGCAGCUCAUUGCAGAGUUGGAGAGCAAAAACAGAGAAAUCCUGCAGGAAAUCCAGAGGCUGCGUCUUCAGCAUGAGGAGGCUUCCCAGCCUCCACCAGACAGGGGCCAACAAAACCCUACCCUGCUCGCCGAGCUGCGACUUCUCAGGCAACGCAAAGAUGAGCUCGAACAAAGAAUGUCUACUCUGCAGGAGAGUCGCAGGGAGCUCAUGGUGCAGCUGGAGCAGCUAAUGAUGCUUCUCAAGAUAGAAGAAGAACAAAAACAAGCAAGUACUCAGGGUCCCGGCUCUCCACGCUCUUCUCCCAGCCACACCGUCAGCCGGCCGAUCCCCACGCCAAUCCACUCGGACUCUGCUGGCACCACUCCGACUCACACACCUCAGGACUCACUCAUGGGCGUGGGAGGGGAUGUUCAAGAAGCCUUCGCUCAGGGUCCAAGGAGAAAUCUGAGGAACGACCUUCUCAUUGCUGCUGACUCCAUAACCAAUACCAUGUCAUCACUUGUGAAGGAGCUAAAUUCAGAAGGUGGUAGUGAGACAGAGAGCCUCUUGGAUUCAGACUUUGGACAAUGUGACCUAAUGGCUACAACUUCCUCAGACUUUUACUUCUCUUAUAAACCAAGACCUACUAGAGCUGCAGAAGAAGAGGCUUUUGAAAACAAUCUGGACCAGCAGCUAGAGGAGGAGCUCAAGUUGGAGGAGCUGGUAAAGCACAGACAAGAGAUGGACAAAACGUGCUUGGUGACAAUGGAGCAGUGAUUGUGGAAGUCCAGUUGACUGGUAAGCAACAAUAGUGGAAGACACUGGAAGUAGCAACACUGGGCUGAAGACAGGCAGCAUUGAAGACAUGAAGAAUUAAACCUGUGCUAAAUCCAACCAUAGAAAUACACAUUUAUGUGAAGAUAUAUUUUUUAUCCAAACACAUAUUUAAGGUAAUACUGUGAGCUGGUGUGAAGAGAUUAAAUACUGAGCUUUCUAUUACACCACAGGUGCCAUAAAAACACAGUUGUUUCCAAACUUUUGUUUAGUUUUCUUCUUUAGUUUUUUAGAAACCGUACACUGUAAGUACAAGGUGGUGAACGACUUUCUUUCAAAAUCUCAUGUUUUUGGACACAAAGAACCAAGCCUACAUGUAAAUUUCUCGCCUGAUUUUUAAAUCAUAACAUGAGAGUGUGUAAUGGUAUAAACUGCUAACAUCUGAAAUAUUUUGUAUCUAUUAUUCUGAUUGAGACAUGUGAACAAAUUUAGCACUAUUUCAUACAUUUCCUACUGUUGCUACUUGUAAAUGUAUUUCUGUUCUUUUUUGUGUUUAGUUUUUUUUUUUAAUAGGUGGAUAAUGUAAAUGUUUUAGUUGGUGAAUCAGUAACAAUGAUGCACACUGCCUUAGCUGUCUGCUUAAUCUCCUGUUGCAGUUCUUCUACAGUACUUGACAAUACAGCAUCUAGCCUACAUGACAAAACACAACUACAUUGAUGCUGGUUGAGCUUAACCUCAAUGAAACCCUGGUGUGGGUCUGCAAAUAUAGUCCUCUUUACAUUUAAUCCCUGGUGAAGAUGUUAACAUGUAUUCUAAUAAAUCCGGAUUUUAUUAAAAAAAUAUAUUCUCACAUUAAAACAACUGGGAAAAAAAACCAGAUUGUUAAUUUGAAUAUAUUUAUUCUAUGGAAAAGAAAUUCUAAGUUGGGAAGUAAUCGUUUUGAACAAAAUCACUGGUUUCAUAAUUUUGGCCUCUAAUGUAUCUAUUACCAUUCCCCUUUGCACAAUGUCUCAUUUAUCGAGCAUCUGUGGCCUUAUCUUUCCCUCCUCUGUUUGUCUUACCAACUGUUUCUCUGAAAAUGGACAUUUGAACAAGGUUGAGUUUGGUCCUGGUGAACCAUUUCUGUGUGGAUUUAGCCUUAUGUAUUGGAUCGUCACACUACUGAAAGACCCAAUGACGACCCAUUUGGCAAAGGCUAGCAAAGUUUUAUUUAAACUGUCCUGGUUUUUCAAAGGGUUUAGGAUAGUAUUCCAGGGCCUUAGAUACUUAAAACAUAUUAGAUCCCACAGCAACAUAGGGGGCAUGACGUGCUUUACCUUGUAUUCAUUAUCUGUGUCAAUCCAGACCCAGAUUAAGCAGUGCGAAAUUACCAAAGCACAAGGUCACAGUUAAAGUUUUUAGCGAAUGGCACAAACAUAUUUAAAUGGUAGAAAUGGAAAUUACAAGAGCAUUCUUUGGGUGCCAUUAAGUAUCUUCAAACUGGUUAGAAUCAAAUAUAUAUGUUAAGUUUUCUUUUGCAGCCAAGGAAUUAUUUGCAUAAAAAUUUAAUUGUACUUUAUUGACUAUAAACUGAAAUUAUUUUUAGUGAUGUACAAAUCAUAAUUUAAAUGAGUGAAAGUUUAAAAACCAGCUACUGUUGGAAGGUUGAACAAAAUUCAGAUGCGGUUGAAAUUUUAUUGUUAGCAGUUUGGUAACAAGCAUAGAUGAUUAUCUCAUAUGAAGCUUCCAAAAUGACACAAAUUAACUUUGAGUAUUUGAUCAAGACAGAAAACUAUCUAAUAAUGCAAGAUAUGUGUCCAGGACUGCACAUUCCUUUUAGUAGUGUAGUCAUUUGUGCUUUAUGCCUGCCGCUCUAUAGAGUCUUUAUUUUACUAUACUGUCUGAAAGAUUGUUAGAAACAAUUUGAACUGUGUAAAACUGGGAUCUAUUUUCAGCCAGGUUAGAGUUCUGAAGACCUAAUAUUUUUACAUUGUUCAUGUGUUGAUUGAUUUUCAGGUUAAUUUCAAAUAGGAACAACAGUUCCCAGCAUGGGAUCUGAAAAAUCCCAAAGCUUUUGUCUACCAAAUCGUCUGUUGUUCAUCCACAUUUUCUCCCCCAUCAACUUGCUAGAGAUUUAAGGUCUUAUGGUUGGUAUUGGAUGGGUUUUGGAAGCUUUAGAAAACUCCGUCAGCUGACUCCUGCACAUGCACAGCUCGCAAGCUGACAUAGUACCUUGUCAAAACAAACACUUAAAGGUGUCAGUUGUACCAGCACAAAUCAAUGAAGCAAUCCAAACCAGUUUGUAGACAAAUCUUAGAAAAGGUUAGUGUUUUCACAGAGAAUUGCCUUGCAGAUGGAGAUACUACAAGAGUGAGCAAAAUUAAUACAGCACUAUUAGGUAAACAAAUUUAGCCAAGUAUUAAUCAUAGAUUACUCCCUUUCUCUGAGUCAAUGUCAUUACUCCCACAAACCUCCAUGUGGCUUGCACACCAACACAGUCUUUGUGAGUGUGCAUGUAAUAAACUUUGCCCUGUCACUUUAGGAAAAAUGGCAAGCCCAUUUAAAACCAUAAAUGUGUGAAAUAUAUCUAGCUUGAUUUUUAUUUUAUUUUUUAUUUUAACUUUCAAGCAAGUUCAUAGCAGUGAUUUUUGCAUGGUGGUGAUGCAUAAUAAAGUGUUGACACAAUAUCAAAGUUUUUGCCUAUGA